Caenorhabditis angaria is the source of this 2017-nucleotide messenger RNA. NCBI's taxonomy places the organism in Eukaryota, Metazoa, Nematoda, Chromadorea, Rhabditida, Rhabditidae. The record is from the annotation of a GenBank genome assembly.
AUGCGGCUGCGUGUUGCGGUAGCAAUUGCUCUUGCUUUAACUAUCGAAGGAUUAAUGAGAUCCAAUUUGAAUAUGGUUAGUUUUUUUUCUUAUUUUUUUCAAAUUGAGAAGCCAAUUUUUGAGACAUUGUUAGUCAGAAAAUACAAUUUUUGUAUUUGCUACGUAGUUACAGUAUCUCAAUUUUUGUUUAAACAAAAACCAAAAAUUGUAUUUCUCUGAUCCGGAAAAGUUUGUUAGUCGCUUCCCUCAAUUUCAAACCAAAUAAUAAAUUAUUCAUGCUCACAUGAUACAUAUAUUUAUGCGUGUAUGUAGUAUGAUCUUUUGAUUCUCCCUCCUCAUUUCAAAUAGGGAUUCCUAUUUUAUUUUUCAGGCAAUCGUUUGUAUGUUAAAUAGUACGGCAUUAAGUGAAGGAAAGCAAGUAUACAGCAAUAAUUUGACAUCACCUUCUUGUCCUUUGUUAACUUUUGGAGAACUUGGAAAUUCAACAACUAAAGAAUAUGUGAGUUUUGAUAACUCAUAAUAAUCAAGCAAAAUAUGUAUAUUUAAUUUUUAGAAAGGCACAAUAUUUUGGACAUCUCAAGAACGUGCAGUAAUAUUCACAUCUUUUUAUGUUGGCGGUUUCUUUGCUACAAUAUUCUCUGAACAUCUCAAUCGAUAUGUCGGAGCAUCAAAAACUGUGUUAUAUGGUGGUAUUGCAAAUGUUAUUGGUACAUUUUUAACACCAACAGUUGCUGUAUGGACUGAUUUUGGAACACUUCCCAUUAUAAUUGUUCGAUUUAUAAUGGGAUUUGGACAAAGUGUUUUAUGGCCGUGUAUGUCAGUUCUUAUUGCACAAUGGUUUCCUUCAAAUGAAAAAUCAACUGCUUUGGCAAUUGCUACAACUGGUAAUCAAUUAUCAGUUGUAAUUGCAAUGUUUGCUACUGCUGAGUUAUGUCAACUUCCUUAUGGUUGGCCAAUGGCAUUCCAUGUUUACGCCGUAUUUGGUAUUUUUAUGUGUAUUGCUUGGUAUUUUAUGGUUUAUGACACUCCUCAAGAUGCUGAACAUUGUAUUUCAAAAGAAGAAAUGCAACAUAUAACAUCGUGUGCAAAAAGGCAAAAACCACAUGUUAGUUUUGUAAAAGUUUACGGGGGUGUUUUCAACUGAAAGUUGAUAAAAAAAUAAGUCGACCUGACAUUACAAAACAAAAACAAAAAAUGACGUGAAUAACCAGAAAUUCAUUUCAAUAAUAUUUUUUUCUAGAAAGCCAAUUGGAAAGCAAUUCUGACUUCAACAAGUGUUUGGGCUAUUGCUGCCAGUUCAUUUGCACACAAUUAUGUAACUGUUGGAACUGUCACAUAUCUUCCUCUUUAUUAUAAAACAGUUUUGAAUAUGAGUUUGACAUCGAAUGGAAUUUUGUCAGCUUUGCCUUUCAUUGGUCAAUUUGUGUCAAAAGUGUUCUAUGCCGGAUUAGCAGACAAAGCAAAAGCAAGAAAAUGGGUUAGCCAUGAUACUGUAACAAAGAUAUCAAAUAGUAGUGGUAAGAACUAUUUACAGAAAAAUAUAUAUGAUUACUAUAUUUCGAUUUUUUCAGCAUCAUUUGGAAUCGCAUUAUGUUUCGGAAUGUUAUGUUUUUGUGAUUGUUCUCAAAGAGUUUUUGCCAUAUUUUUGAUAACAUUAGCAAUGGCAUUUGUUUCUGGCUACAUUCCAGGAUACAAUACCAGUGUUGUCACAAUAGCCCCAUCUCAAACUGCAGCAAUUGCAGCAUUCUCAAGAUUAUGGGCACAAGGCGCUUCAAGUCUUGCACCAUAUCAUAUUGGUGCAUUUACAAAAACUGGAUCAGCUGAUGAAUGGACAAUGGUUUUUCUUGCAAUCGCAGUCAUUUUGUUUUGUAACUGGAAUAUUUUUCCAAUGUUGUGGAACAGGUGAGAAAUAAAGUUAUCGAACAAUAUUCUAAUAUCCAUUUAUUUCAGCAAAUCAACAAGAUUGGGAUUGUUCAUCAAGAGGACAAUCAGAAGUUGCGAGAGAAGAACUAAUUGA